Molecule: messenger RNA, 402 nt
Organism: Neurospora tetrasperma FGSC 2508
Lineage: Eukaryota; Fungi; Ascomycota; Sordariomycetes; Sordariales; Sordariaceae
Exons: 3
Coding region: 1-402 (133 amino acids)
Source: RefSeq, a predicted model, not a curated record
AUGAACUCGAUAUUUGGGCCAGCCAAAGCUUGCCACGCCAAUGGCGCGUCAUCAUCAUCACCAAAGAGUACCAAGCCGGACGAUGAGAGUAGUUCAGAUGACGACUGUUUUAAUACGGCCAUCCAGGACCGCCUGCGGCAAAACCCUGUCCAAGAAAUCCCAAAAGAGGAAAAGGUAGAGGAUAAAGAGCAAAAGAGUCGAAGGGGACAGGAGACAGCGACCAUGUUACUAAGUCUCUCCAGCCAGCUUUUCCGAUAUCGUCGAUCAAACACGGUCUUACAUGAUCUUGUUCAGGCCAAGGCAGACCGUAUUAUUCCCAAGAACUACAACCAAGCAGUCAAACUAGCCAACUACAAGGCAUAUUGGCUGCCAGCGAUGGAGAAGCAGGUCAAGGCCCUGUAA